AAGGUAAACCUAAACUUAACUUAUACAUUUUAAACUUUAAAGCUCAUCAUAACACAUAAGGUUAAUCAUAAUUUAAUCAUUAUUAGGUUCGUUUGAGAAAUUAACUCCUUAGAGGAAUUAUCUGCUAACGUCUUUUUUCUUAAAUAAUGGCUGAUAGGAACAAGAUCCUUCUUGAUGUUGAUCCAACUCUUUUAGAAAACAAUUUACUCCUGAAGGAUGCACCUGAUGACGAUGACUUGGACAGUUUUAUUUCCACUUUAAAGUCCAAAGGAGCCACUAAUACGCCAUGGAAAUUAGUCAAACCAAACCCUGGUUUUGUGGUAAAAACCCGGUCAGAGAGUGGUGAGAAGAUUUUCCUCAACAUUUGUCACACGGAAGACAUUCCUCCACCACGAGAGUUGAGUGAUGCAGAACUUAUAAAGAUUCUUGAGUCUGAGGAACCCUCGAGCUACCGGCUACCAAUGAGCAUCGGAGAUUUACACCAAGAAUCUGACAAAUCUGGAGCUCCAUGUUCGGUGUAUGACAUCGCCAUUAAUACAACAUUCUUCCACAAGGUGGAAACUAAUCAGCUGUUCCGUUCGUUUCUCCUCACUGUGGUGCUGGGGGGAGUUGGGGACAAGUACAAGAAAGAAAUAGAUACCAAUGAUUAUGUAAUAUUGAAAAACCGUAAAGUUAUGGGGUCCUUGCAACACCACCGAAUAGAACAGAGAGCAGUUGCUACCACUCCUAGGAAACUGUUGAUAGAGGAGGUGAAGACGGAGUUUACCAAAGACAAGCCUAGGUUCAGGAUCAUCAGGGAACCACCUGUAGGCAUCCCAGAAGUUCUCACUGUACAAGUUCACAUCAAAGAUGCUAGUUCAGGCAAGAAACUGCUGCUUGACGUGGGAGAAGACAGACUUGUGUUGCGUUCUGCCAAGUCUGGGUCAUUGCUGGAUAUAUUCCUGCCGUAUUCUGUAGAUCAGGACGGAACAUGUGCUCACUUUGACAUCACCAAUCAGGUUUUGUCAGUGGAGUUACCAGUCAUUAGUGUUGGAACUUGAUGGAGAUAGAGUUUAGAAAUAAGUUAGUCAAUGUAAACAUUUUGUACAGUCCUAAAACAAUGAAAUAAUAACAUUCA
Messenger RNA from Macrosteles quadrilineatus (aster leafhopper), 1117 nucleotides. RefSeq names its product PIH1 domain-containing protein 1-like. Gene Ontology annotation, cellular component: R2TP complex; ribonucleoprotein complex; cytoplasm. Lineage: Eukaryota; Metazoa; Arthropoda; Insecta; Hemiptera; Cicadellidae. The record is from RefSeq and is a predicted model, not a curated record. The transcript is spliced from 8 exons. Bases 147 to 1040 code for a protein of 297 amino acids. Gene Ontology annotation, biological process: box C/D snoRNP assembly; rRNA processing.